CUUCCGCUUUGCUGUCAAUAUAUAUAGUGUGAGUUUAUAUAUUAGGUGAGAUGGGCAGGUAUUAGUUUGGUCGUACAAUCAACAACUCUCCUUGAUUUACACACCAGAUCUGGUAGUCUUCUUCACAAGUUACAGCAAUGGCUCCUGAGAAGGUAACAAAAAUGGUGGUGGAUGUUGACCUCAAUUGUUCUGACUGCUACAAGAAGGUGAAGAAAGUCAUGUCCAAAAUCCCAGAAAUAAGGGACCAGGAGUACGAUGUCGAAAAAAACAAGGUGAAGAUCACUGUAGUAUGCUGCAGCCCUGAAAGGAUCCGAGAUAAACUAUGUUACAAGGGUGGAAACUCCAUCCAGAAGGUGGAUAUUGUUCCGGAUAAACCCAAAGAGCCUGCGGCUAAGCCCAAGUCCAAGUCCAAGCCCAAAGAGCCCGAGAAGCCCAAAGACGACGAUAAGCCCAAAAAUGACGACAAGCCCAAAGACAACGAUAAGCCUGACCCGUCCCCCAAACAAGAGGUGGCAAGAAUGGUGUAUGAGGCACCGGUUCAAGGGUAUCCGCAAAUGUACCCACCAAGUUACCCUAUGGUUGGAUACGGAUAUCAAGGCUACUGGGGGGAUCGUGGAAUGCCUGUGACACAACCAGAGCCGUCGGGAUAUUAUGUGUAUAACGAUUACUUCAGUGAAGAGAAUCCACAGGGAUGCUCCGUUAUGUAAGAUGGUGCGACGAUCGUCUACAUCUAUCUAUUUAACUAGUUCAUGAUUACUUACUUAUUCCCUUAAUUUUUUAUUUCAUAUAUGACUAGAGUCUAGAUGACGAGAUGUAUUAUUAUUAUUAUUGUUAUUGUUAUUAUCAUCAAACAUAUAAAAAAAUAAUUUAGUAUACUUGAAUGAA
Helianthus annuus (common sunflower) is the source of this 885-nucleotide messenger RNA. RefSeq names its product protein PYRICULARIA ORYZAE RESISTANCE 21. The transcript has 3 exons. NCBI's taxonomy places the organism in Eukaryota, Viridiplantae, Streptophyta, Magnoliopsida, Asterales, Asteraceae. Gene Ontology annotation, molecular function: metal ion binding. The coding region runs from base 138 to 707 and encodes 189 amino acids. The record is from RefSeq and is a predicted model, not a curated record.